Molecule: messenger RNA, 2511 nt
Organism: Puntigrus tetrazona (Sumatra barb)
Lineage: Eukaryota; Metazoa; Chordata; Actinopteri; Cypriniformes; Cyprinidae
Gene: nudt2
Product: nudix (nucleoside diphosphate linked moiety X)-type motif 2
Exons: 3
Coding region: 157-600 (147 amino acids)
Biological process (GO): ATP biosynthetic process; AMP biosynthetic process
Molecular function (GO): bis(5'-nucleosyl)-tetraphosphatase (asymmetrical) activity
Source: RefSeq, a predicted model, not a curated record
UCUUCAACGUCAUCGAUGCGCAGCAGUUACGCAUAUGCGCCGUCAAAACAGAAAGUAGCCUGAAUACUAUGCUCUUUUCCGUGUGCCGUUCAUUUAUUGAUAUGUCGCAUCUAUUCUAAGCAAAAAGGAACAUUGAAUCAUUACGGGCUGGACAUUAUGGCACUGCGGGCAUGUGGAUUUGUUAUUUUUCGCCGUUUGGUCCAGAAGCCUCCCCCUGAUAAUAUAGAGUUCCUGCUGCUGCAGACAUCCUAUGGGGAAAACCACUGGACACCACCCAAAGGUCACGUUGACCCUGGAGAGGACGACUUCACCACUGCCUUGAGAGAGACACAGGAGGAAGCGGGUUUAGGUAAAGAUCACCUGCAUAUGGUCGAUGGCUUCCUGCAGAGGUUACACUAUCAGGUCCGAGGAAAGGACAAAGAGGUCCUCUAUUGGUUGGCUGAGCUGCGUGACCCAAACACACAGGUCGUUCUCUCAGAUGAACACCAGGAUUACCGCUGGGCCAAACUAGAGGACGCCUGCAAGCUGGCGAAAUACCAGGACUUACAGGACACACUUACAGCGGCGCAGCGCUAUCUAGAAACACAGGGCAAACAGUAACAUUCACACUUGGUUUUGACAUUUAGACAACGACAGAGGUGAAUGCUUGCUCUCAUCUUUCUAAAAUUGUUUUAGGCUGUCGAAUUAAUGAUGGUUUAAAAGGAGGACCCGAUGUGCUGUAUGAAAUUUGACGUAGACAUUGACUUCUGUACUUUUGCGUCUCUAAUUGUUAAGCUGAAUUUAAUUUGAAUUCUUAAUAGGUCGCUUCCAAGUAGUUAAAAAUGUUAAGACAAACGCACAACCUCAAAAUCGCCACCAACAAAGCGAAACAAAGCUGCCAUUCAUCACAAAGAAUUUUCCGGGUUCAUUACGAGGUAAGCUGUAAUGACGCCAUCUGUGGCAUACUGUUAAUGACCACAGAAAAUCAUUUUGAAAAGUCUUACAAAUAGACAGACAUAAAAACCGAGACUACAGGGCUUGUAGGUGGAUUAUGACACCAUUGACAUAUACAAACUAAUUUUUUUUCUAUGCACACACGUUAUCCAAUCUCAUUGUCACUUUUUCUUUCACAUACUGUAAAGUUCUUUCUGUAAAGUUCAUUGUAUGCAAGUUUGCAUGCUGUACCAUUCAGAUUGUCCUAAAUUAUUAACUAUGAUAAAACCAGUAAAUGAAAAAGUUUAAGAAUGAAUGAUUGUUUUAGUAUUAUUUAUAUUGCAUUAGUUUUUAUUAAUAUUUACAAGCUUUUAUUUUUUUCAUUAAUUUAAUCCAUUUUAAUUAAUUUUAUCCAUUUUAAUCAAUUAACUUCAGUUUAAAAACUUACUAAACGUUUAUGAUUUGCUAUAAAUUUGUUAAUAAUGUUUACAUUUUAUUUUAGCUUUAUUUCAAUAAAAAAGUUUUUUAGUAGUUUUAGUCAAUGUUAACAACACCGUCAUUAACUGAAAGCACCUCUAAAUGUCUUGUCUAAUGGUUUAAUUGCUAAGGAGCAUUAACUCCUGUACAUACACACAAACAAAAAUGAAUUGUAUUGUGAUCAUACAAGCACAGUCUUAAAAUGAUCAUACUGGUACACCCCCCCCCCACCCCCAAACUCAAAUACUUAUGUUUAGAAUAGAAAUAGGUAUCGAUUUAGAGCCAUUCUCACUGUUCUCCAUUCUUCCUUGUGUGAAUAUUAAGAAUGAUAUUCCCUUUAACAACAUUACAAGAGAAAGGAAAUGCUUCAAACUUAUAGCAAAUAAUGACUUCGGUUGUUUUGAUCUGACUCAGGACCACAAAUCCUGUCAAAGAAUAGCAUAUGAAACAAAAACAAACCAAAAAAAUUGUUAAUGAAACAUUAAAAACACACUCAUGACACACAAAUAAUAAAAUCCUUCAAGACAAAUCCACUGUCGAUUAACGUCACAACACUUUUUGAAAUGAACUUGGUUGUUUUGCUGUGCACAGGGGUGCAAUACACCGAGAGUCUCUUGCUGAAUGUGUAAAAUCCAGUCCGUUUAAUCGAUUUAAAUCGUCCCAGUUGAGCCCUUUCGGCCCAUAGUCCAAAGGUUUAAGGGAGCGAUUGAGCCGGGAACGAUAGUUCUAGAUAGUUCAGUGAGUUCAUGAUGCUCAGGAGAGUACGAGAGCACCGUUUCCUCACGAUCCUCACAUCCACACUCCCUUCUGGAGGGGUUUAGUAGGACCAGGAAUCAGCAUCCGUGUCCUUGGCUGGUUUGUGGGAAUAAAGGUGUACCUGAGACCCCAUGUGCAUAAACAUCUACGCUUCCACCCCCCCUCAGUGAGACCUUAGGGAUUCACGUGCCUCAUCGGAUGAUUGACACAUCAUAUAAAACACAAUUAAACACACAAGCAUGCUCUUGAAAGCCACGGCCCACGACGGCACCGUUGCCAACGCAAAAAAGCAUAAGACCGGGGAUGAGAGGGCUCACACCGAUGAGCGAAAUGUCCUCAGCAGUCACUGAUCUCAAACCCCGUACU